AUGUCCAUGGAUCCUGUCAUGACCAGCAGCAGCAGGAAGAGAGAAGGCCACGGCUGCAAGGAGAGCUGCCAUGGCCACUGCCUACCUCCUCACUCUGCCAAAUGCAUCUGCCUCUACCUCCUGCUCGCGCUGAUCCUCCUCGUCCUCGUCGCGGCCGUGCUGCUCGUCGUCUUCGUCACGAGGCUCGAGAAGCCGACCUUCUACAUGCAGUCCGUCCAGAUGGACAGGUCGUUCAGCCUCCGGCCGUCGUCGUCCAACCGCAGCGGCGACAACGCGUCGUCGUCGUGCUCGGUGGCGUCGCUGCUGUUCGCGGCGCAGAACCCGAACGGGAUCGGGAUAAGGUACAGCGCGGCGGACCUCGGCGUGGGCUACGCGAACGAGUCGGUCGGCGCCAUGGACGUGCCGGUGUUCUACCAGCCGCCGCGGAGCAGCAACGUGACGGUGCUCAUGCACGCCGUGUUCGAGGAGUCCAACGUCAGCCGGCUCGUCGUCAGCGAGCUGUCGGCGCAGAGGAAGCUCGUCGAGAUCAGGAUCGCCGGGAGCAUCGACGCCACCACGCACAUCAUGAACUUCCCUCUGCCAAAGCUUCAGUUUACGCUCGAUUGUAGGAUAGCAACUAACUACACCGACAUAGUGCUCCGGGAAGGGAUCGAGUCUGCAACUAUACGCAAGGCAAUCCAAGUAUCUGCAUUGCCCCACAUCUCACAGAAGUGCUCUAUAAAGCUUGACAUGGGGUCGAGAGGGAAGAGGACAAGGCUUGCAGAUUUAGGAUGCUGA
This is a messenger RNA of Triticum turgidum subsp. durum (durum wheat), 777 nucleotides long. NCBI's taxonomy places the organism in Eukaryota, Viridiplantae, Streptophyta, Magnoliopsida, Poales, Poaceae. The record is from the annotation of a GenBank genome assembly.